AUGCCUCAACCCCCCGAGUCUUCCAAAGUCGGGCCAGGCUCAAACAGCUCAAGACCUCGACGUUCAACGAUUCAACCAUCCGCGGUUUCUCAUUUUGGGGCAUCGGGCAAUCAGAGAGAUCGGUUACAGCAGCUGUAUCUCGAUGCAUCCACUACUUUCAAUGUGUUCAUGUCUGCUUGA
Molecule: messenger RNA, 180 nt
Organism: Marasmius oreades (fairy-ring Marasmius)
Lineage: Eukaryota; Fungi; Basidiomycota; Agaricomycetes; Agaricales; Marasmiaceae
Exons: 2
Coding region: 1-180 (59 amino acids)
Source: RefSeq, a predicted model, not a curated record